UCAAGGAACAAAUGAGUUUUGCUUGUCAGCUGGAGGACUUGCAGAAGUGUGUAGAGAGGCCCCUGCCCUGGACAUCAUAGGGGAGGCUAUCCACACGACAACAUCUUCAUCUAAAGCAGUUGAGAAAACAACCAGUGAAUCGUCAUCUACCGCAGUCACAAAGAAGACGAUAGAAUCAACAUCUGUCAGUGAGGAUGAAAAUUCAUUUAAGGUUUCAGGAAUAAAUAUUCAGUGUGGGGAGGAAGAACAAGCUGCCUUCAUGGAAUGCUUAUCUCCGCAUUUAUUGUCAUUUAUCCCACUGGCAUCGGGACCCUUCUGCAACAGAAAGCUCAUUACAGAAGAUGUUUGCCAGAACUUUGCCACUAUCGUGCGAUGUGUCAACAACAUCAACACCUCAGCAACCUGCAGGCGUGAUGUUGCCAGUAAAAUUAAGGAACAAAGGAGUUUUGCUUGUCAGCUGGAGGACUUGCAGGAAGUGUGUACAGAUGCACCUGCCCUGGACAUAGGGGAGGCUAUCCAUAUGACGACAUUUUCAUCUAAAGCAGUCACAAGGAAGAAGAUAGAAUCAACAUCUGUCAGUGAGGAUGAAGCUGCAUUUAAGGUGACAGGAAGGGGCUCGGUUCUUCAAGCAUCGAUGAUUUUGUUAAUAAUUCACAAGACCAUGUUGACCUUAGUACUGUAGAUUACAUGUUUAGCUUGCCAUGUCUCUUAAAAAAAAUAUCUUAAAAUGUAUAUUAUUUGCACCCUGUAUAAGAUUUUUAAAAAUAAAAUAUUCUUUGUGUACGACAGAGGUAUCAGUAAUUAAUACGUAGAGAGCACUUUUCUAGGGAUUUUCGACAUAUUUUAUGCAUACGCUCCAUGGACUAUUUGACAUUUUACUGAAUCUUCACUCUUAACUCUUUUGAGCUUAAUAAACUACUUUUUGUCUAGGAAAAUAUUAAAAUAAAAGAAUAAAAGUGUAAAAAAUACGUUAACGGCUGUAUAUAUAUAUAUAAAUGACUAUUAGAACUGACAUGUAAAUAUAGAUAAUAAGUGUCAAAAUUGUUCGUCUAUCACAUUGCCUAUCUCAUUUAAUUUUCUGAUCAUAUAAAUUUCACUGACAAAAAUAGGUUUUUUUAUUCUAAUACUGCCGCGGAUAUAAAUGACUGAAACUCUGUCUUUAAACUCUUGUGUCCAUUUACAUUCGUUUACACUUUGGUGAAGUUUGUGUAAGUAGAAGACAGACUAAAGACCAUGUUUAAGCUGCAGCAUCGUAGUCAACAACAACAGUAUCUGUGGAUGUCAAUAAAUGUAAAGACUUUUGGUUUGGUUACAUUUGUGGACUAAAGAACAUUUUGCGUUUACGUUCUUUCACGUUUAAUAAAAUUUUCUAAUAUCAA
This is a messenger RNA of Pomacea canaliculata, 1379 nucleotides long. RefSeq lists its product as uncharacterized. The record is from RefSeq and is a predicted model, not a curated record. The transcript is spliced from 11 exons. The coding region runs from base 260 to 682 and encodes 140 amino acids. Lineage: Eukaryota; Metazoa; Mollusca; Gastropoda; Architaenioglossa; Ampullariidae.